Messenger RNA from Amblyraja radiata (thorny skate), 1380 nucleotides. RefSeq names its product T-cell surface glycoprotein CD3 delta chain-like. Gene Ontology annotation, cellular component: external side of plasma membrane; alpha-beta T cell receptor complex. The record is from RefSeq and is a predicted model, not a curated record. Gene Ontology annotation, molecular function: transmembrane signaling receptor activity. Gene Ontology annotation, biological process: positive thymic T cell selection; cell surface receptor signaling pathway. Bases 299 to 772 code for a protein of 157 amino acids. NCBI's taxonomy places the organism in Eukaryota, Metazoa, Chordata, Chondrichthyes, Rajiformes, Rajidae. The transcript has 7 exons.
UCAAGGGACCGAGUAAAAAGGGGGAGAUUGGGCAGGCUGGGACUUUAUUCCUUGGAGGGUAGGAGACUGAGGGGUGAUCUUUCAGAGGUGCAUCAAAUCAUGAGGAGCAUAGAACAGUUGAAGGCACACAUCCUUUUACCCGGGGUUGUGGAAUCAAGAGUAGAUUUAAAGUCCGCGGGGAAAGAUUUAAUAAGAGCCUGAGGGGCCGCAUUUCCACACCAGAGUGAUACUGUGUGGAACGAGCGGAAGUGGUUGACACAAGUACAUUUUGAAAGUCAUUUGGACAGGGAUCGGAAAGAUGCAGUUUUACAGGAACCUCGUGUUCGCGAUAGGCGCGACAAUCUUGCUUUUCGGCCCUGCUUCAACGAAGAUGAAAUUUGAGGAUGUGAAGAAUGGUGUCAAGAUGGACUGUGAUCAACCGAUCAAGUUUGGUAAUGAAUAUAGUGACAGCAACACUUUGGUGGCUACUGAUCAAUCCAAGAUGGAAUACACAUGUGGGAGCGAUGACACCUUUGUCUAUGUCAACAUGGGGAAGACUUUUGUGUCUCUGGAUAUUGCAGGGUUAAGUGGUUUCAUCUUUGCAAGUGUUGCCUCCACCAUCUUCAUCGCCAUCGCUGUUUAUUCUCUAACAGUCCAGAACAAACCCCGAACUUACCAAACCUCUGACAGACAUCCCCUGGUGCACAAUGACGGCAAUGAAGCGGUGUAUUCGCAUCUCAACAAUGAUGGAAAAGCCACGUACAGCCAGCUCGCCAAAAAGCGAUUCCAGUGAAUGAUGGGGCUACUUCUCAAACAACAUUUGUUGAAACAUUUUGUGAUCCCAGAAAACAAAGAGAUCGACCUUGUUUGUCAAUGACCUACAGAAGAUCAGGACUUUAGUGUUUAUGUUGCUUUGGAGAACCGUAACUUUAAAUUAGAAAGAGCCAUGGAUUAUUCUUAAAUAGACGUAUCUUCAUUCCUUUAGUUCUUUUUAGGCCCUUCUUCCAUGUUUAAUCCAUAUUUGACCUGCUGUCAAAGUGUAACUUGAUUCCUUUGGAGUAUUGUUAACCCUACUCUCAGCAAUUGCAGGUUGCUUUGGGCACCUUCUUUGUAGCCUUUGUCCUGGUGUAUACUGAUGUGGGAGGUUAAAUAACUGAGUGAGAAUACUGACUUCAUGGAAUUUCUUUUGGAGAAUUUAUUUUGGAGAACAGGGAUGGGCAACAUUUUGGGUCGGGAACUACCAAGUUGCCUCUAAAUGUUCUCCAGAGAUCCAUGUUCGCCCGACCCACUGAGUUACUCCAGGGUUUUGAGUCUUUUUGAUUGAAAACCAACAUCUGCAGUUCCUUGUGUCUAUGGAAUUUCCCCUGGUUAUGAUCCAAAAUAAACAGAUUUGUUCCCAUG